Messenger RNA from Colletotrichum scovillei, 1453 nucleotides. Its product is annotated as histone-like transcription factor and archaeal histone. The transcript is spliced from 4 exons. The record is from RefSeq and is a predicted model, not a curated record. The coding region runs from base 652 to 1227 and encodes 191 amino acids. Gene Ontology annotation, molecular function: protein heterodimerization activity. Lineage: Eukaryota; Fungi; Ascomycota; Sordariomycetes; Glomerellales; Glomerellaceae. Gene Ontology annotation, cellular component: CHRAC; nucleus.
CAAAAGUGAUUCCCUCUCUCCUCGACGACCACAUCUGAGAAGACAUCUCACAUGCACGAAACCUACGACCGACGAUACCACGGCAACUACCUAGCGAAUAAAUCACUUCGUCACAGCUAAUCAGCUUAGUCAAGACAGAACCAAGCAGACUCGACCGUUGACGCCGGUAUCUCUCCACCCCCUUAUCCUCCUCGGCGGCCACUCACGCCAAGGCUCAAUCAGGUAGGCUGUUCUUCUUCUCCUUCACCAAAAUCCGCAUCUCGGCCCUAUGGCACGGCAAAUUUCGACAAGAGCAUGACAACCGGUAUUUUUAUGUAUUAUGAGACGUUAUAAGAUAGACCUUGGAUUCAUUCCUGGGCUCACUUCCAUGCACCCCAUUAGACUGGAUUUGCAUGAGCUCCGGAGAUGAUCUCUGUUGCUUGGCCUGCUUUAGGCACCCUAUGAGAGGUCGUCUACCUCAGGUCCUUCAACCAACUCAGUUUAAACCCAUCUUCCUGCAUGCUUAGGCGCCUUGGGAGGUCUUGCCAACUUACACGAGCUUUCAUAACAAAGUCCAUUGUCUCAUAUACCUAGUAGCUAACAUCAAUCAAGGCACAUCACCUGGACCUCGCCUCCUGACAAGAUACCACUCACAUCUCAUCUCAACUCACAAUGCCUCCCAACAACAACGCGAUACCUCCCAGGAAGGAGGUCACAGGCCAGCCGGCUCUGCCUUUGGCCCGCGUGAAGAAGAUCAUUGGCACAGAUCCAGACAUUGGAAUCUGCUCAAACAACGCGGCUUUCGUAAUCACUCUGGCAACGGAAAUGUUUAUCCAGUACCUCGCCGCCGAGGGCCAUAACAUGGCAAAGGCAGAGCGUAAACCCCGUCGUAACGUUCAAUACAAAGAUUUGUCAACCGCAGUCAACCACCACGACAACCUCGAAUUCCUCGAGGACGUCAUCCCCAAGACGGUCCCCUACAAGCAAAUCAAGGACUCGGCCGCCGCCGCGCGCCUCAACCCCCGGAAAGCUGACCAGGAGCCCAAGAAGCGGCAAUCCACCCUCAAAACAAAGGGUGCCAACGCAGGCGCUUCCAGCAGCAGCAACAGCAACGGUGUCAAUGGCUCAGCCGCCGCUGCCGCCUUGGAUCCAGUCACGGCUGUCAUUCACUCCGACGAUCCCAGCGCCCAGCUGGUCGCCGAGGCUCGUCGUGCGGCUGGGGACGAGGAUGUUGACAUGACGGGAUAGGGAAAGGUCUAGUCCGCUCCUCUUCUCCGACGCUCCCUUAUGGGAGCAGCCGCUCUCACCCCUUUUUUCUUGACUUGAGCUGAGUGGGCAUCUGGAAGCUUGGCAUACUGUCGUUUGCGAUUGUUUGUACGGAAUAGGAGCCCCUUAGUCAAUGAGCUUGGGUCUGAAGAGCCAACAUCAUAAUAGCCAGAACCGCUGCAUUCACCAAUGAGGGGGAAAAGGACAC